This is a messenger RNA of Aspergillus uvarum CBS 121591, 7201 nucleotides long. Its product is annotated as acetyl-CoA synthetase-like protein. The coding region runs from base 1 to 7149 and encodes 2382 amino acids. Gene Ontology annotation, biological process: amino acid activation for nonribosomal peptide biosynthetic process; secondary metabolite biosynthetic process. Lineage: Eukaryota; Fungi; Ascomycota; Eurotiomycetes; Eurotiales; Aspergillaceae. The record is from RefSeq and is a predicted model, not a curated record. The transcript is spliced from 3 exons. Gene Ontology annotation, cellular component: cytoplasm. Gene Ontology annotation, molecular function: catalytic activity; phosphopantetheine binding.
AUGAACUUUUGUCAUGAUCGUCAUGUUAUCUCUUUUCCUCUAGAUGAGGAAUUGAUAGCGAAAUGGACCGCGAGCGGCACAUCUAUGCCACCAGCGCAUCCGCUUAAGGCAGCAUGGGCGCUGUUACUUUCCCGAAUCUCGGGCGUGCCAACAAGCAGAUUUGGUGUCGUUGAAACACCGAUGGCUUCGGUCGUUGAUCCAAAGGCCAUUUCCAGGAGCUCGGAGCUACCGCAUGUAGAGACCUGGGCGAUAUCAGAAAAUGCGGACAUUGCUCUGCGGGAUGCGGCCGAGGAGCACACAGAGUAUCCGGUGGAAACCGAGGCCACCACUGCUAUCAUCACCAGUUGGGACGGUGAUACAGCCCUUUUACCGUCCACCUUCGAUACAAUUUUGCUGUUGAAAUGCGGCCUGUCACCGGCUCAAAUGUACAUGAGUUUCUCGAUAGAGUCUCUCACAAUAAGCCGAGCCUGGGCACAAUUGGCUUCUGUCGUUCGGGUCCUGGAGCAGAUGAUCCUGACUCCCGAUUUACCGCUUUCCAAGGUAGACUUUCUCGGGUCCCAUGGUGAGAAGACGAUUCGGCAAUGGAGCAAUCCUUAUUCCCUGUCCAGACCGAAUGCAUGUAUCCACACGUUGAUCCAGGAGCAUUUCCAGAGUCAGCCGGAUGCUGAGGCUCUGUGUGCCUGGGAUGGCUCCCUCACAUACGCCGAGUUGGAUCAGCUAUCGCUAGCAAUCAGCAUUCUGCUGCAGGCCCAUGAAGUCGGCCCUGAGACGAUUGUGCCGCUUCUGUUUGAAAAGUCCCGAUGCACCGCCAUCGCCAUCUUGGGCGUGUUGCGGGCAGGUGGCGCUUUUGUUCUGUUAGAUCCUUCCCAUCCUGUUCAUCGUCUGGAUGAAAUCUGCGUCGAGGUGGAGGCAGCAUUUAUCCUCACCUCUCGUUCGCUGCACGACCUGGGCGGCCAAGUACAUCGGCAAGCAAUCGCAGUGCCGGGAGCCGAUAUGGAGGUGGAUGAAGCCCACUUCAAUUCGACCCCAGUCGUCAAUUCAGCCAAUGCUGCUUAUGUGGCCUUCACAUCUGGAUCGACGGGGAAGCCCAAAGGCAUCGUGAUUGAACACCGGUCUUUCUGCGCAAAUGCCCUCGCGCAGAAUGCGGUUCAGAAUCUGAGUUCCCGCACUCGUGCCUUCCAAUUUGCCGCCCACUCCUUUGAUAGCAGUAUUCUCGAGAUGCUCAUGACGCUCAUAGCGGGGGGGUGUGUCUGUAUACCUUCGGAUGAGCAGCGUCUAAACGGGCUAUCCAGCGCGAUUAACGACCUCCAGGCCAACUGGCUGGAACUGACGCCGUCUGUUGCACGUUUCCUCCAACCUGAUCAGAUACCGGGAGUCAAGUCAGUGCUACUCGUCGGUGAGCCAAUGUCACAUAAGGAUGUGAGCCAAUGGGCUGAUAGCGUCCAACUCUUGAAUGCAUACGGCCCUGCUGAGUGCAGCGUGGUAACCACCAUCCAGCCCCGCGUGAAGGCAAACGACCCCCAGAAUAUCGGGCGCUCCUACAGCGGUCACUGCUGGAUUGUCAAUCCUCAAGAUCAUGAUCAACUGGAGCCUCUGGGUGCCGUUGGGGAGCUGAUUGUCAGUGGGCCGAUCGUGGCCCGAGGAUAUCUCAAUUACCCAGGCCAGACCUCGUUCAUCAGCAAGCCCCUCUGGGCGACCCGGUUCGGUAUCCCCGAAGAUGAGCGGUUCUACCGGACUGGAGAUCUCGCUCGGUAUAACGUGAAUGAUGGGACCCUGCAAUACAUUGGACGGAAAGACCGGGAGGUCAAAAUCCAUGGUCAGCGCAUUGACCUGCAAGAAAUUGAAUGUCUUGCGUCUCAAUACCGGAAUAACGUAGCGGCAGUCGUUGAUAUCAUUCACGUUGGAGACAGCAGCGCAGGCAAGCUUGUGACAAUUUUUCUGGCAUUCGCAGAUAAACGCCUGUGUUCCGAUAGCUGCAAGGGUCAGGUUGUCUGUGCAGAUGCUUCCAUGCGUUCGGUGUCUGCGGGCAUGAAAGGCUGGCUCCAAGACCGGCUGCCGCCAUAUAUGAUUCCUACCAAAUACCUCUGGGUGAAUGGCUUCCCUUUGACGCGAACGGGAAAGCUCGAUCGACGGACAUUGGUGGAUUGGGGAACAGCAGCGACCCUUGCACGAACACACAAUUCACAACCAGAGUCCUCAACCACGAAUAGCCACGCUGAUGGUGCCUUCGAUCACAACUUGCUAUCAAAAGAGGACCUUAUCCGUUCAUUAUUUGCUGAGGUGUUAGAUUGUCUUGAGCAGACCAUCGGGAUACAUGAUGACUUUUACGAACUGGGGGGAAAUUCGCUGGCUGCAAUUGAACUUGUCGCUCGAGCACGCAGUCGAGGGCUAGAGGUGACAGUUGCAGAAGUCAUUAGUUCUCAAACUCCCUAUCAGAUUGCCAGGGCCUCUUUGGAGACUAGGGAAAGCCCUGAAAUUCCACCUUUCACUCUUCUGGGGAACCAUGAUGCAGAAGAGAUUCUAUCUACUGCCGCCGUCCAGUGCCAGGUCCUGCCAGGUCAGAUCGAGGACAUUUAUCCGUGCACCCCUCUGCAAGAAGGCCUCAUGUCACUGUCAACGAAGAAAAGGCCGGGAGCCUUCAUCGGGACGUACCGAUUCUCAAUACCUGCUUCAACGAGCGUGGCUCAGCUGCGUGCCGCAUGGGAACGGCUUUGGAUCGCACAUCCGAUACUACGGACUCGGAUCGUUUUGGGGAAGGAUGGAACCAUGAUGCAGGCCGUCAUAAAAGAAGAUUUACCUUGUAGGGAAGGAUCAUGCGCCGAAGAUGACCGACGAUCUAUGGGCAUCGGCAGCCCACUUGCACGACUGACAAUUCAGCAAUCCAAUGCCCCUGUCCUAUUUAUUCUCACGAUCCACCACGCAAUCUUUGAUGGAUGGUCGUAUGUACAGCUACUCGAGGACCUGCACAGCUUUUAUGAAGGCCAGUCACCACCAUCGCGACCCGCAUUCACCCAGUACAUUCGAUAUCUUGCGAAUUCAGAUUCGAACAUGAGUCAUUCUUUCUGGGAAAAGGAGCUCAAGGGUUACCAGUCUCCCGCAUUCCCAUCAUUCUCGGCCCAACGGCCAUCGACCUCACCUCGGUGGCUUGUAAGUAGCCAUCAGGUCUCCUUAGCCGACCUUGAGGUCAACUGGAAACUCGCAAACCAAAUCAAGCUGGCAUGGGCAUUGGUCGUAUCCUCCCAAGCAAACUCCGACGACGUCAUAUAUGGGCUGACAGUUACUGGCCGAAACGCUCCGGUUUCUGGGAUUGAUCGUAUCACUGGCCCGACAUUCACCACAUUCCCCUUCCGGACACAGUUGAAGUCUAAGCUAUCUGUCCAACGAAUGUUAGCUGAGAUCCAAGAACACGAUGUAUCUAUCAUGCCAUAUGAGCAUACGGGCCUCAAGACUAUCGCGGAGUCAAGCCCAGAGGCACCUUGGGCUUGCAGCUUUCAGAAUCUUUUGACCAUCCGACUCCGCUCAUCUAAGAGUCCAUCCUCAGCUUUCCUUGACUUACCUGAGAAUGAAGCUGAAGACCUGAACUUUGCAUCGUAUCCUCUUUCAAUUGUGGUCCAGCGGGAGGACAUCUUGCUGAAAAUCAAAGCAUUUUAUGACAGUGAGAUCUUGACUCCCAGCGUUGUCCAGGCCUUCCUCGAUGACUUUGAAACUUUCUUGCAGCACGUCAUCCAGCGGCCCGAAUCCAUGAUUGGGGAUCUGAAAAGUCUUGUCUCUCAGCGAUGGCAGCAGGUGGCAGAGAUCAAUACAGAAGCCCAUGGUCAGCCGUCCCCGCAGUGCAUUCACGACGUUAUCCAAGGACUCGGUGUCACACAGCCGGAAUGGGAAGCUGUGUGCGCAUGGGAUCGUUCCCUGACAUACGGGGAGCUAAUCACCAUGGGACGUAGUCUCGCAGGCCAUCUUCAAAUCAUGGGAUCCGGCCCUGGGACGAUUAUCGGAGUUUGUCUGGAGCGCUCGGGAUUAUUUCCCGUCGCGAUUCUAAGCGUGUUGAUGUCUGGGGCUGCUAUGGUGUUGUUGGAGCCGAAUUUCCCGCAAGCGCGUUUGCUGGGGAUUCUGCAUGAUGUGGAUGCGCAAUUCGUUAUCUGCUCUCCGGGGUUACAGGAGAAGUUCGAGGGCGAAACCAAAACAAGAAGGAAUAUCAUCCCCCUCGCGUGGGAUCUCAGAGAAUGGAAGAGUUGUAAUUCCUGGAUACCACCGCCGGUCAGCCCUAGCGAUCCGAUGUAUGUUGCAUUUACUUCCGGAUCGACCGGUACCCCCAAGGGGGUAGUGAUAGAACAUGGGAUGGUCUACUCGACGAUCCAUGCCCACAAAGAUGUUAUUGGCGCAGCACAGGCGUCUCGGUGCUUGCUUUUCGCCUCGCCGGCGUUCGAUAUUUUCCUGGCGGAAAUAUUCUUCAUGCUCGCCACUGGCGGCUGCGUCUGUAUUCCCUCGGAAAGCCAGCGCAUGAAUAGCUUGGCCGAGGCCAUGUCAGCCAUGCGGGUUAACAUGGCCAUGUUGACCCCUUCGGUGGCGCGGACUUUCUCCCCGGAGAAGGUGCCAUCCCUCCAGACACUGAUCCUCGGGGGUGAGUCCCCCUCGGCGUCUGACCUGGCAACAUGGGCCCCGCGAGUCCGCCUGCAUCAGUCAUACGGACCGGCGGAGUGCACCAUGUACGCGACGACAACGGCCCAGUUGGGUCCCGAAUCCGUUCUGAACAAUGUGGGAUCCUCUGUAAAUGCAACCUACUGGAUCGUCAACCCGGAAAAUCACGACGAGCUUAUGCCUGUCGGAUCAAUGGGAGAAUUGUUGAUAGGCGGUCCUCUUGUUGGUCGAGGCUACAUCAACCGACCCACAGAGUCGGCAGCUGCCUUCAUUCAGGAUCCGGCCUGGAGUCAACAGAUUCCUGCUCUGAGGGGCUCGCGACUAUACAAAACCGGAGACCUUGCCAUCCUGAAUCGGGACAAAUCCUUGCUCUUGAUCGGUAGAAAGGAUACCCAGGUGAAGCUCCACGGACAGCGCAUCGAGCUGCACGAGAUUGAGCGCUGUGCCGAGGGUUUCGGGCACGAUCUUGCAGUAAUCGUUGAGCUGGUUGAAAUUCAGAGCGUCAAGACAUCGAGUCUGGUCGCGUUCGUCUACAAUCCGAACACGGUUGAUAGAAUACUACCUAUCACACCGGCUCUCUCUGACAAUCAGGGGCUAUUCCUACCCCCGUCAGCAGGCAAUCGUCAACUCUUUGACGGCCUGCGGAAGCAUCUCCAGCAGCAACUGGCACCAUAUAUGGUACCGUCGCUAAUGCUAGAACUGUCGCGCCUACCCCUCGGUCCAACCGGAAAGACCGACCGCAAGACACUUAGGCACGCUGCGUCGAUGCUUGAAAAGGAGACCCUGAGAAUGUAUCGCGAAGGAGUCGCUGGGUCGAAGAUGGAACCGACGACGCGCCAGGAGCGGUUUGUGCGUGCAAGCUUUGCCACUGCGUUAUCACUGAAUAAAGAGUCCAUCGGGCUAUAUGAUAGCUUUUUCGCUCUGGGCGGUGAUUCCUUGAGUGCCAUGCGGGUGUUGACCCUGUGUCGGCGGGGAAACAUGAAUAUCUCCAUGCAAGAACUCCUCUCCCACAACACGGUAUAUUCGCUUUGCGCUUAUGCCAGUAGCUAUCACGAACAAUUUUCGGAUCCUGCUCUCAAGAAGAGUGUGUAUCCUAAAGAUCACUCGGAGGGCGAGGCUCUUUCUGUCCAUCCUGUUGAUGUCGCUCACGACCUCGAAAGGAUUCGAUCUCAAUUGACCUCGCUACAGUCGCAUAACAUCGAGGACAUAUAUCCAUGCUCGGACGCUCACAAUGGUAUUCUGGAGCGGUAUACUUCCAAGUACACGAGUACGGCGAUCUUCCGGGUCCUCCCCAGUGGCUCGGUGAGUGCAGCCCAGGUGAGUAAUGCCUGGGUUCAGCUUGUCAAGCGCCAUGCGGCAUUGCGCACAAUCCUUGUCGACGAUCCCAAGGCCCUUGUAAAGAAGCUUCAUGUCGUUCUGCACCCAGGCACCGUGCAGAGCCCGAUUUGUGUGUCCAGCGGCACGGCACUUGCUGAUUUGAGAACCCUUCGACCCGUUGAGUCGUGGGACCUUUCCCCUCUGUACCGGCUUUUCAUCGGGCAGGAUGGCAGCGGAGAGGUGUUCAUGCGGUUGGAGAUGGGUGGGGCGCUAAUUGAUGCCUUUUCCAUGUCUAUUCUCAUGAGGGAGCUUUGUUUCAUCCUCGAUGGGCAGCCGCUGCCAUCUAUCAGUGUCACGUAUCGCCAAUACUGGACUCAUCUACAGCAGCAGCAAUCAUCGGCCAAGGCCUUGCAAUAUUGGUCGCAUGUGCUGCAUGAUUCACAGCCAUCACACCUUUCACGACGUCCAGCGGACACGCCUAUGCCCUCUUCCCCCUCGCCGCGUGCGCAGAGCCGCCGUCUCUCGCUUACCCAGUUCCACGACCUCAACGCAUUCUGGAGGUUCCAUCACUUCACCAUUACCAACGUCUGUCAGCUGGCCUGGGCCUUGACUCUCAGCCGCUACACCAACGCUCGCGACGUCUGCUUCGGCACGGUCACGUCCGGUCGCGAGGAUCCGCAGCUCGAUGUCUGGGACUCGGUGGGCUCCUUCUUCAACAUCCUCCCCUGUCGACUGGCCCUGGCUGCCGACGGGACGGUGUUGGAGGCUUUGGCCCGGAACCAAGCGGAGAUUCAACGGCGAGCCAAGCACCAGCACUGUUCGAUGCCCGACAUAGUCCGCAAAUCCGGGGCACAGCUAGCCAAUGACCCUGACCAGCAGUUGUUCAAUACCGUGCUGACCGUACAAAGUACCGUCUCGACCAACUCGCACCCAGCACGUGUUCAGCGUAACGAGACUGCGGCUGCAACUAUGAGCACUCAAGUCGAGCUCCUUGAUCUAGAAGAUCCCACCGAAUACGACUUCUGUCUCGCAGUGCACACCUCGCCGUCCCAGAUCGAGAUCGAGAUCCGCUACUGGACGUCGACCGCCUCGGAGAAGUACGCCUCGGAGCUCCUGGCCCAGAUGCUCGAGUAUCUCGACUUGAUCGUGCGGCAUGCGAUGGCGCCACUGCAGCAGGUUCUAUGGAUCGAAUCAUAGUGUCGUUUCCUGGCCCACGCCUCCUUUCGACCGACAAAAAGAAAACUAGCAG